This is a messenger RNA of Apis laboriosa (Himalayan honeybee), 17079 nucleotides long. Its product is annotated as titin-like. The record is from RefSeq and is a predicted model, not a curated record. Bases 153 to 15551 code for a protein of 5132 amino acids. NCBI's taxonomy places the organism in Eukaryota, Metazoa, Arthropoda, Insecta, Hymenoptera, Apidae. The transcript has 26 exons. Gene Ontology annotation, molecular function: protein binding.
AGGAGCAACAGGUGACUGAAUUCAUUACUAUCGAAGAGCAAGGAAAGGCUCCGGUCACAUCUGUUACUGAAAAUCCAGUGGAAGAAAUAGUUGAUGAGAUUGUUAAAUCACUUCCCGCGCUUGAGGAUGUCAAGCCUGCAGAAGUGAUAGAAAUGCAAGAGCAUUUAAUCCUUACCAAAGGUGUUAUAAAGGAAGAGAAAGGGAAAGAGAUUACAAUGAAGAAGAUUAAACCUAUAGGCAAAGAAGAAGAAGUAGCAGAAAUAGUUACUGUUGAAGAAAAAGAAAAACUACCUAUUACGACAGUGUCUGAGGAUCGCGUAGAAGAAAUACUGGAAGAAUUGUCGAAACCAGUUUUGUUAAUUGAAUAUGUUAAGCCAACUGAAGUAGAAGGUGUUCGUGAAGAAAUCACAGUCACUGAAGAAGUAACUAAAGAAGGAAAACCAAAGAAAAUAACUAAAAAGAGAAUUAUCACUCGUAAAGGCAAAGAACAACGAGUAAUAGAAGAAGCUACGGUUGAAGAACAAGGAAAAAGACCAGUCACAACUAUAACUGAAGGACCUAUGGAAGAAUUAGUUGAAGAAAUAAUAAAACCGUUGUCUGCUCUAGAACAAAUCAAACCAUCUGAAGUGGAAGAAAUUCGUGAGCAAAUAACUGUGACUGAAGAAAUAACUAAAGAAGGUAAACCUAAAAAAAUCGUCAAAAAGAAAAUAAUCAAACGAAAAGGAAGAGAACAACAAAUCUCCGAAGUUGUUACGGUUGAAGAACAAGACAAACCUCCAGUAACUAUUAUCACUGAAAGUCCUAUUGAAGAAAUAGUUGAAGAAACGAUAAAAGCUUUGCCUGUACCCAAAUAUAUGAAACCAGGUGAUGUAGAAGAAGUCCGUGAACAAGUCAUUAUUACUCAAGAAAUAACCAAAGAAGAUAAGCCAAAGAAGAUAACCAAGAAGAAAGUUAUCAAACUCAAAGGGAAGAAACAGCAAGUGACUGAAAUUGUUACCAUUGAAGAACAAGGAAAGAAACCCAUUACAACUAUAACAGAAGGACCUGUUGAAGAAGUAAUUAAAGAUAUUAUAAAACCACUCGUAAAACCAUCCGAAAUAGAAGAAGUUCACGAACAAGUAACUGUCGUUGAAGAAAUAAAGGAAGGCAAACCUAAAAAGAUUACUAAGAAAAAGAAAAUUAGACAAAAGGGAAGAGAACAACAAGUAUCUGAAAUUAUAAUUGUUGAAGAAGAAGGAAAGCUGCCAGUUACAACGAUUACCGAAGGUCCUACAGAAGAAAUAAUCGAAGAAACUGUGAAAAUUCUGUCUGCUCCAGAAUAUACUAAACCAAAUGAACUGGAAGAGAUUCGUGAACAAGUUACUGUCACACAAGAAAUGACCGAGGAAGGCAAACCUAAGCAAAUUACGAAACAAAAGACCAUGAAACGUAAAGGAAAGAAACAACAAGUGACGGAAGUUGUAAUAGUUGAAGAGGAAGGCAAAUCUCCUGUCACAACUAUUAUUGAAGGUCCUGUCGAGGAAAUUGUAAAAGAAACUAUAAGAGCACUUCCUAUUUUAGAACGUGUAGAACCAUCAAAAGUGGAAGAAGCAGUUGAAGAAACUGUUACUGAAAUUGUUACCGAGGAAGGUAAACCAAAAAUCGUUAAGAAGAAAAUUCCUAAAAAAGUUUCUAAAAAAGUGUCUGUUCCUAAAGAAGAAAAAGAAAAAGUUCCAGAAAUUCCUGAAAUUUCUGAACUUCCAAGAAAACUUAAGAAACCAAUUAAACUUGAACGUCUCAAAAUAACUAAAGUCGAAGCCACGAAACUCGAAAUACAAGAAAUAUCUGUAGAUAAACCUCAAUUUGCACAAAUUAAAUUGCGUAAAACUCCAAUUAUGAAACGACCUGUGGAAAAGAAAGAAAAAAUUCCUCGAGUUCUUCUUCGAAGUCGAAUUACACCCAUAGAAUGGCCUCCAGGCAUAAAAUAUUUGAAAAUCGAGGAAUUUGAACCGAAUGAAGUUCAAAAUGGCAUUUUGUCUCGCAAUGUCGAAGAAGCUGCCACUUUACCAAAAUCUAAGAAGAAGAAGUUGAAACGUUUGGAAAAGGAAAUAACCAAACUGGAAAAGCUGGAUCAAGAAUUCGAAGAAUUGAAAAAAGAAUUACCUCUGGAAAAACUUGAAGAGCCUCUAAUAGAGAAACCGGAAAAGAAAGUGAAGAAAAAGAAGCCUGUUGAAAAGGUUAAAAGCGAAAAGCCACAGUUAAUGAGAAUCAGCAUCAAAGAACAGAAACCUAUCAAAUUGAAAAUUGAGGAACCAAUUACUCCUUUGUUUGCACAGAUUAAACUGAAAAAAGUACCUGUCAAACCAAAAAAGAAAGAAGAUAAAGAUGAAACUAAGUUUCUUAAGGUUUUAUUACGCAGUCGUAUCACAGAACAGGAAUGGCCACCAUCUAUCAAAUAUCCUAUUAUUACUGAACUUGAACCUAAUUAUGUACAGAGUGGUGAACUAUCUCGCACUAUGGAAGAAGCGUUAAAACUAAAGAAAGUGAAACACAAGAAAGUGAAACUUCCAGAAAAAGAAAUAACAAAAUUGGAAAAAUUGGAUCAAGAUUUCGAAAAAUUAAAGAAAGUUCCAUUAGAAAAAGUAGAAGAAAUAGUGCCGUAUGAACAUAAGCUUAAACCCAAAGAAUCUGAAGAAGAGAAACCGAAAAAAUUGAAAAUAGGCAAAGGAAAACCUCGGUCUGCGGAAGAAGAGGAGCCAGAAGUAAUCAAAUUAAAGAAAAUACCGGAAAAAGUUCCAAGUAUUUCAGAAAAGCUUACUCCUAUUGCAAAAAAGAAAGAUGAAGUAGACAAGCCUGAAAAAGAGAAAGAAGAGAAAGAAUAUCCUGAACUAAAAUCAUUCGAACCAUACGAAAUAGAAACAACCGAAGUAGAAUUAGAAGAACUAGAAAAACCAGAAUAUCCAAAGAAACCAGAAAAAGUGUCUAAAAAGAUGCCAACUAAGAAACCGAAGAAGGAAUGCAAGAUACCGACUCAGGAAACUGAGGCUGUUCCAAUAGUACCCGGUGUUCCAAAACCAAGAGAACCUGAAGAAGAAGAAAAAAUUAAGAGAAGAAUUCCUGAAUAUGAAGCUUCAAUGAAGGAGCCAGAGAAAAAUAAAUUGAAACCUUGGAAGAAACCUGAAGAAGAAAAAGAGCAAGAAAAGAAACCUGAGUAUUAUCUAAAAUUCGUUCCCAAAGACGACGAUAUUGUCGAGAUUGUCGAGAUUGUCACGACCGUGAGCACGGAAGAAACACCAGAAAAGAAACAACGAAAAAUCAAAAAGAAGAAAACCACGACGAAACAUGGAGACGAAAAACCGAAAGUUGUCGAAGAGACAACGAUAGAGGAAGAGGGUGAACCUAUAGUAACGGUUGAAGAAAUUGUCGAGGAUAAAACUGUAUCAGUCGAAUUGAAACCUAUACCUGUCGAAGAAAUCAAAGAAGAGAUAGUAACGAGCAAGAUUAUGAGCGAGGAUGGAAUAAAGAAAAUGGUGCGCAAAAAACGCGUCACAAGAAAACGCGAAGGUAAAGAACAGAUCACCGAAGAGGUGGUCGUGGAAGAGGAAGGUAAAGAACCAUUAAUAGCAACAACAGAACUUCACGAAGACAUUACACGAGAAAUACACGAAAAACCAAAACACAAAAGACCAACAAAACCAAAAGCUGACGAGAAAGUGACGGAAGAUAUCACGGAGGAAGUUGUAGAACAGAAAAUUGUCGAGGAAAUCAAGAAAAUACCAAAGGUUGUCAAAAAGAUUAUUAAGAAAAAACCUCUUAAAGCUAAAGAUGAAGUAACAGAGGAAGUCGUGGAAGAAAUAAUAAUAGAGCAACCUGAUGAACAAGAAGCACAACCAAUCGUCGAAGAACUAGAAACAGCAACAGUUAUUGAACACGAUGUACGAAAGAUACCGAAGAAAAAGAAGGAGGUCAUUAUUAAAGAGGAGGAGGAGAUAUUUGAAACAAUCGAGACACCUACACAAAAAAUUAUUAGGAAGAAGAUUCGUCCUAUGAAGAAAGAAGGAGAAGAAAUCGUGGUAGAAGAAAUAAUUCAGAAACCACGCGAGGAAACGAUAGAAAUGGAGAAACAAAGAAUAGUAGAAGUAAUCGAGACACCUACAAAGAAAAUAGUGAAGAAAAUAAAAGCAGUAGUAAAAGAUGACGGUGUUCCCGAAGAGAUUGUUGAAGAAAUCGUAAUCGAGAAACCGCAGAAAGAAAAAGCGAAACCUAUCGUGGAAGAAGAAAAGGAAAAGGUCAAAAUAACGAAAAUUGAUCUAAUACAAGCACCCAAAAAACCGGAAGAAAUAGUUGAAGACGAAGAAGAAAUAAUUGAAACCAUUGAAACUCCAACGCAAAAGAUCAUUAAAAAGAAACCAAAAGAUAAAAAGAAGAAGAUAGUGGAAGAAGUUAUACAAAAAACAAUAGAAGAAGCAAAAGCAAUGGAAGAACAUAAAAUUGUGGAAAUCAUUGAAACACCGACAAAGAAAAUAAUCAAGAAGAAAAAAGCGAUUAUCACAGAAGGAAAAACUCCUGAGGAAGAGGAAGUUGAAGAAAUCGUAAUUGAAAAACCUGUUAAAGAAAAAAUCCAAAAGGAUGUUGUAUCUCAAGAAGGCAUAGAAAUUACUGAAAUUAUUACCGAAACUUCUAUCGAACAGUUUCCUGAAAAGAAACCAGAAGAAAGCAAGCCCUCAGUUGUGGAAGAAGAAAAGACAGAAAUCACGCAGAUAGAAAUGAAGAAAGUACCAAAGAAGAAGAAAAAACCAAUUACAACGAUUGAAAUAGAAGAGAAAGAAGAGAUCAUAGAAGAAAUAAAACCUGAAGUGAAAAAAGAAAAAGCUAAACCGACUGAGAAAGAGAGUGUUGAAAUAACCGAAGUGAUUUCUGAAGAAAUAACAGAAAAACUUCCUGAAGAAGUUAAACUUAUGAAAAAGAAAGUUGCUAAAAUUAAGGAAACAGAAGAAAAAAUAAUAAAGAAGGAAGUAAAAGUAAAGGAAGCACCGAAGGAAGCUGUGCCUCAGACAGAAGAACAGCCAGAAGAAGAAGUACAAGAACUAAUUACAGAAAAGCCAAAGAAAACUAAAGCAAAGAAAGAAAUCAUGUCUCAAGAUAGUAUCAUAACUACCGAAGUCAUUUCUACAAGCGCAGAAGAAGCGUUAGAAAUAAAGAAACCGGAAGAAGAUAAAGCUGUAGUUACCAAAGAAAAGGAAGAGAAAGAUAAAGUAGAAGAGAAGAAAGUAAUUGUAAAAAAGGCUCCUAAAAAGAAACUUAUACCAACGGAAGCUGAAGAGGAACAAAUAGAAGAAAUAAUAGAAGAGAUGACACCAGAAGAAUUAAAAAAGAAAAAAGCUAAAAAGACUAUCCUUCCUAAGGAGGAGAUACAGAUAACCGAAAUGAUUCCUGAAGUUAAAACAGAAGAGAUAAAAGAGAAAAAACCAAAAGAAGAAAAAGCUGUUCCCAAAGAGGAAGAAAAAGUGGAAGAAGAAGCAAAGAUUACAGAAGUUUCCAUAAAGAAAGUACCCGAAGAAAAGGAAGAAAAGAAAGAAAUUGUAACGAACGGUGAGAUUAUUGGAGAAAAACCAAAAAUAAAAGAAAUUUCUGAAGAAAAACCUGAAUUAAAAGAAGCUCCAAAGGCAGAAAAAUUUAAAAAAGAGAAACCAAAAGAACCAGAGGAAAAGAAAGCAAAGGAAGAGAAAUUGAAAAAGAAAAAAAUACCAGAAAAGAAACCUAUCGUGGAAGAGGAACAGUUCGAAGAAAGAAUAGAAGAAAUAGUAGAAGAAAAACCAAAGAAAGUCGAGCCCAAAAAAGAAAUUAUAUCAAUGAAAAGUAUAGAAACUACUGAAAUUAUUUCAGAAACUGUUGCCGAAGAAUUGUCAACGAAGAAACCUGAGGAACAUAAAGCAAUACCUGUCGAAGAAAAAUCAGAUGAAAAAGUUACAGUUGUAGAAGUCUCAGUAGAAAAAGCUCUAGAAAAGAAAGAGAAAAAAAUACCAGAAGAAAAACCAAUCGAGGAAAUUCCUGAGAAACCAAAGGAAAUAAAGAAGAAGAAGAAAAAGAAGGUAGUUAAGAAAGAUGAUAUCGAAGAAUGGGUAGAACCAGAAUAUGAACGACCAGUAUUGGAACCUAUGCCUGAGAAGAUACAAUGGGAACCAAAGAAGAAAAAAGUAAAGAAACCUUUACCAGAAUCCUUGCAGAAACUGGUACCUCAGAAAAUCGAAAGAAAAGAGAUUAAACCCACGAAGUUAAAAUAUUCAGAACCUACAGAAACUGUUCAGUUUGCUGCAAUUAAAUUAAAGAAAGUAGUAAUUCCGAAAAAGAAGGAAAUUGAAGAAGCCAAAUUUCCGAAAAUUAUGUUACGAAGCAGAAUUACAUUUGUCAGAGAUUAUCCACCUGAAAUACAAUAUUCAAAGAUAACUGAACUGGAAGAAAAUCCAGUUCAAACGGGUAUUCUGUCUAGAAAUACAGAAGAAGCUCUUGAAAUUCUAAAGAGGAAAGUGAAGAAGAUUAAACUUCCCAAAAAAGAAAUCACAGAAUUAGAAAAAUUGGACCAAGAAUUCGAAGAAUUGAAAAAGGUUCCAUUGGAAAAAAUAGAAGAUAAAUCGAUAUAUGAACGUCCACCAAAAAAACCUACGGAAAAACCAGAAGAACCACAAAAGUUAAUUAUUGGAAAAGGUAAGGUGCCGGAAGAAAAGAAAACAGAACCUGAAAUGAUGAAAUUAAAAAAGAUUCCUGAAAAGAAACCGGAAAAAAUUGAAGAACCAUUGAAGAAACCAGACAAACCAGAAUUUGAAGAGGAAGUUAAGCCACGAAAGAAAGAGAAACCAAAGAUGAAAUUAGAACACGAAGAAUUGAGACCAUUAGAAUUUGACAAACCAGAGCUCGAAAAAUAUGUGCCCGAAGAGCGUGAGAAAUCAGAAAAACCGGCACCAGAGCCAGUGCCAAAACCAUAUGAAAGAGAGAAAAAGAAAAAACCAGAUCAAGAAAUAGAACAAAUUCCUUUGAUAAAAGGAGAACCUAAACCAUCAGAACCAGACAAAGAACCGGAACUUAAAUUUAGAAUACCCCAAAAAGAAAAACCAGAGGAAGAACCGGAAAAGAUAACAUUGAAAGGCUGGAAAAAAGAUAAACCUGAGGAUGAAGAUAUCAAAGAAUUUCCAGCGAAGGAAGAAAAAGAAGCUCCUACGGAACCCAAAGAAACGGAAGAGAUUAUCCUGAAGCGCAAAGUAAAACCAAAGAAACCUAAAGAAGAACCUCCUAAGGAGGAGGAAGUGACAUUCAAAAAACCAAAAGAAAAGAAAGAAGUUCCAGAAGUAAUUGAAGAAAUCACGCUAAAGAAAAAACCUGAGAAACCAAUAGAAGAAAUCCCGGCAGAAAUAUUUAUUAAGAAACCAAUUGUAGAGGAAAAAGAAGCAGAAGAAGAGGAAACAAUUACUGAAGUAACAUUAAAGAAAAAACCGAAAAAACCAGAAGAAAUUGUUGAAGAAACAAUUGUAAAGAAACCAAAGAAAAAGCCGAUAAAGAAGGAAGAAGCCGAGGCUGAAAUUACCAUUAAGAAAGUUGAAGAGAAAGAAGUCGAAGAGGUUAAAGAAGAAGUAGUUAUACAGAAAAAACUGAAAGAAAAACCUGUUCCAGAGCAAGCAAUAGAAGAAGUUACUCUGAAGAAACCAGAAGAAAAGAUACCUGAGGAAAUAAUUGAAGAAAUAAAGAAACCUAAAGAAAUGAAACCUGUAAAGGAAAAAGCUAUUGAUGAAAUCACUGUAAAGAAACCUAUUGUGGAAGAAAAGAAGGAAGAGGAAAUUCCUGAACAAAUAACACUCAAGAAAAAGAAACCAAAAGAAAAACAAGUUCCAGAGAAAAUAGAAGAAAAGGUUACAUUGAAAAAACCAAUACCAAAAGAAAAAGUGCCGGAAGAAAUAAGCGAACAAGUAGAGAUAAAGAAACCGAAAAAGAAAAAACCUGUAGAAGAAGAGGCAGCUGAUGAAAUCACUAUUAAGAAACCUGUGCCUGUAGAAAAGGAAGAAGAAGAGAUUACAGAGGAGAUUACAUUGAAGAAAAAGAAACCUAAAGAGAAACCAGUUUUAGAAGAAGUGAAGGAAGAGGUUACAUUGAAAAAACCAGUAUCAAAAGAAAAAGAGCCGGAAGAAAUAAGCGAACAAGUAGAGAUAAAGAAAAAGAAAAAACCUAUAGAAGAAGAGGCAGCUGAUGAAGUCACUAUUAAGAAACCUGUGCCUGUAGAAAAGGAAGAAGAAGAGAUUACAGAGGAGGUUACAUUGAAGAAAAAGAAACCUAAAGAGAAACCAAUUUUAGAAGAAGUGAAGGAAGAAGUUACAUUGAAAAAACCAGUAUCAAAAGAAAAAGUGCCAGAAGAAGUAAGCGAACAAGUAGAGAUAAAGAAACCGAAAAAGAAAAAACCUGUAGAAGAAGAGGCAGCUGAUGAAGUCACUAUCAAGAAACCUGUUCCUGUAGAAAAAGAAGAAGAAGAGAUUACAGAGGAGGUUACAUUGAAAAAGAAGAAACCUAAAGAGAAACCAGUUUUAGAAGAAGUGAAGGAAGAGGUUACAUUGAAAAAACCAGUAUCAAAAGAAAAUGUGCCGGAAGAAGUAAGCGAACAAGUAGAGAUAAAGAAACCGAAAAAGAAAAAACCUGUAGAAGAAGAGGCAGCUGAUGAAGUCACUAUCAAGAAACCUGUACCUGUAGAAAAAGAAGAAGAAGAGAUUACAAAGAAGGUUACAUUGAAAAAGAAAAAACCUAAAGAGAAACCAGUUUCUGAAGAAGUAACUGAAGAAGUUACACUAAAAAAACCAAUUCCAAAAGAAGAAGAAAAAGAAAUAACCGAGAAAGUUGAAAUAAAGAAACCAAAGAAGAAGCCAGAAGAAGAGGUUUCCGAUGAAAUGACCAUUAAAAAGCCAAUUCCUAUAGAGAAGGAAGAAGAAAUAAUAGAAAAAGUGACAUUGAAGAAAAAGAAACCGAAAGAGAAACCAGUUCCAGAAGAAGUAACGGAAGAAGUUACAUUCAAAAAACCAAAAGAAGAAGAAAAAAUACCUGAAGAAGUAACCGAAAAAGUAGAAGUGAAAAAACCUAAGGAGAAAAAGCCGAUAGUACAAGAGGCUGCCGAUGAAAUAACGAUCAAAAAGAUCGUUGAAGAAGAAAAGAAGGAAGAGGAGGCUCCUGAAGAAGUUAUACUAAGACCAAAACCGAAGAAGAAAUCAAUCGUAGAAGAAGAAGAAGAGGUCGCUGAAGUAAUCAUCACAAAACCAAAACUAGUCGAAAAAGAAAAGACAUCGGAAGAAGUUGAAGUAUCUCUGAAAAAACCAAAAAAGAAACCGGUUGUAGAGGAAGAAUCUGCCGAUGUGACUAUCAAAAAAUUAAUUCCUACAGAGGUUGAGGAAGUGCCUGAAGAAUUUACCAUUAAGAAAAAGAAGAAACCAGAAAAGAAACCGACGGUCACGGAAGAGAUCGAAGAAACUGCCGUGACCAUAAAGAAAGUUCGUGUUCCCGAGGAACCAAAAGAAGAAGAGGAAGUGUCGACUGAAAUACAAAUAAAGAAGAAGAAACCUGAACACAAGAUCAAAAAGGAAGUGGCUGAAGAACUAACCAUUAAAAAGUUCGAAGAAGUGAAACAGCCUGAAGAAGAAGAAGAAGUGCAAGAAUUCACAGUAAAACGAAAACCUCCGAAGCAGCCUCCUAAACCGAUCGAAGAGAUCUAUGAAGAUGUUACUCUUCGAAAAUUACGUCCAAAGAGAAAACCAAGGCCAGAUAUCAAUGAGGUGACCGAGGUAGAAAAUGUAACGUUCCGACCACGGUCCACGAAGACCAAAGAAGACGUAGAACAAGAAUUCAAGAUCUCGUUGAACACCUACGAGGAAGAAGAUAUUUCGAUGUCCAGUAAAGUUCGAUUGAAACCCAAGAAACGGCCAAUGACAUUCUCUGAAGAGACUGGAGAAGAAACGAUCAAGAUAAUACAGGAAAUCGAGGAUGAUUCCGGGCCUAUCAUAGAAGAGAUCAUAGAAUCGGAUGAAGAGGCCAAGGAUCAAUAUAGUAUCGAGGAAUUGGAAACUGACGAAAUGAGGCUUCCAUUCAAAAGGAAGAAGAAGAAGGAACCUAAACCAUAUAAAGUGGAAGACGUCGAGGAGGGUGACGUGAAAUUGAAACUGAAACACGAAAGGAAAUACUCCAUAGAGGAAGCUGACGAAACGUUGGCGUUGAAGUUGAAGGCCAAAAGACGCGUGUCCACUUACGAAGAAGAAGAAGCCUCGCUUAGUAUCACCAGAGAAGAAGAUAUUUCAGAGGGAGAAGAAAUCGAAUACGUUGUCCGCGAUGGCGACACAAUGUUCUCGAUUUGCUCGUAUGUGGCAGAAACCGACGAAGCCAUUAACCUCGUUGAAGGAGAAAGAGUUUAUAUUAUCGACCACACGAAUCAGGAUUGGUGGUUCGUGAAAAAACAUUUGACAGAAGAAAAAGGUUGGGUUCCAGCACAAUAUCUUCUCAACGAAGUCCAUUAUACUCAUUAUCUGCAACGCAAAUUACACGAGAAAAUUGACAAAUUACCUGUAUUUGAAAAACCUGGGCCUGGAGAGAAAACAUCAGCACCGAGAUUCAUCGAAAAAUUGCAGCCAAUUCAUACACCAGAUGGUUACACGGUUCAAUUCGAAUGUCAAGUGGAAGGUUUACCAAGACCUCAAAUAACAUGGUUCCGACAAACUGCCAUCAUCAAACCAUCCCCUGACUUCCAAAUGUAUUACGAUGAUGAUAAUGUAGCAACUUUGAUCAUCAGGGAAGUAUUCCCUGAAGAUGCCGGCACUUUCACCUGUGUCGCCAAAAACGCUGCUGGUUUCGCUUCCAGUACUACGGAAUUGAUCGUAGAAGCGCCUCUUUCUGAUCAUGGAUCAGAUCUGACUGGUCCAUCCAGAAAGAGUCUAUCAAGAGAAUCAUCGCUCGCCGAUAUCUUGGAAGGAAUACCACCGACGUUCUCCCGAAAACCAAAAGCGAAAUACGUCAAUGAGGGUGAAGAUGUGAUACUGGAAUGUCGAUUAGUAGCAGUACCGGAACCUGAAAUAACGUGGUAUUACAAGGAUACGCAGAUCACAACCAAAGAGAACAUCGUAGUUGCUACUGAAAGUGAUAUGCAUAUGUACUGCAGUGUGAUUAAAAUUACCAAAGUGCAAAAGAAACAGGAAGGAAAGUACACCAUUGUCGCUAAGAACAGGGAAGGUGAAGCUACCAUUGAGAUUCCUAUGAAGGUGAAGACUGGUAAACAUGAACCACCAGAGAUUCUAGAGCCAUUGCAAUCAUAUGUGGUACGAGAGGGUGAAACCGUGGUAUUGUCGACACAAAUCGUAGGAAAUCCAGCUCCUAAAGUGACUUGGUACAAGAAUGGUAAACCAUUGAAGGAUCUGAUCCCGAAACAAGAUGGCCACGUGAACACGUUAACGUUGAUUCAGCCCCAAGUAUCUGACAGUGGAGAUUAUUCUGUCACAGCCAUUAACGAUCUUGGCAAGGUUGAAACGAAAGCUACAUUGACAGUUGAAAUAAACUUGAAUCCUUCGCUGACCAUUAGCUUCCAACAACACGCGUACGAACACUACACUUUAACCAAGGAGAUACCAAGCGGAGCACCAGAACCGCCACUCUUCACGGAACGAUUCCAAGAACUUACUGUUCCGCAAAAUGGUACCUUCAAAUUGGUCGCAAAGGUUACUGGAAAUCCUGUACCGGAAGUCACGUGGUUAAGAAAUAAUAAAUCCUUGGAAAAAUCGCCGAAUAUCAUUGAAACUUAUGACGGUGAGAACAUCGUGCUGGAGAUCAGGAACGCGGAUUCAGAGGUGGAUGCAGGAGAUUAUAAAUGCAUCGCUAGUAAUCCAGUUGGAAAAGCCUCUCACGGUGCCAAAGUUACGGUGGAUGUGGAAAAGGUAACGUUCACGAAAACUCUGGAGAAGGAAGUGAUCGUCGACGAGUACAAGACCUUGGAAUUGAUCUGCGAAACAUCGCACACGGUAUCGACGAAAUGGUGGCACAAUGAUAAAGAGAUCAGUGGAAUGGAUCAUCGUGAAAUUAUUCAAGAAGGACGAGUGCACAAGUUGGUGAUCAAGAGAACUAGUCCUACUGAUGAAGGAACUUACAAAUGCACUGUGAAGAAUCAAUCAACAUCAAGCAAAGUUACUGUAAAAGCUACCAAACCAGAGUUCGUGAAGAAGUUACAAGACUGCGAAGUAAAGGAGCGUGAUGUCGCCAUUUUGGAAGUCGAGAUCACGUCGCAGACAGCGGACGUGAAAUGGUUCAAGGAUGGCGAGUCCUUGGGACCAAGUAAAGAAAAAUUAGAAUUCGUGAAAGAUGGCACCAUUAGAAAAUUACUAAUCAGAAGCACAUCUGUCCAUGAUGAAGGAGAAUACACGUGCACUCUUAUGGAUGAGAAAUGUACAGCGGAAGUCACUGUUAUUGAAUUACCACCGGAAAUCAUCACGAAAAUGCAAGACGUGACGAUAGCAAGAGGCGAGAGAGCGAUUUUCGAGAUAGAAUUGACGAAAGGAGACGCUUUGGUUCGAUGGUUCAAAGAUGGCCAAGAACUACAAUUUUCUGAACACGUACAACUGUCGAUAGAUGGCAAGAGGCAGAAAUUGAAGAUAUACGACACGGAACCGGAAGAUGCGGGUGUUUAUUCCUGCGAAGUCGGUCAACAAAAAUCAUCUGCCAAGUUAAUUGUGGAAGAACCAGGCGUGGACUUUAUCACUAGAUUACCAGAUGUCACUCUUGUACCGUUGAAUGCAGAUGCCGUUUUCAUCAUUGAAAUAUCGAGGGACGUUCCAGUUACAUGGAUGAGGAAAUCUGAAGUAAUUAAGGAAUCAUCGAAAUAUAGUAUCGUCGAUGAAGGCACAGUGAAGAAACUGAUAGUGAAGAAAUGUACCACUAAAGAUAUUUCAGAAUACACAGCUGCUGUAACAAAUGUGAAAACAUCAUCGAAAUUAAGGGUCGAAGUCAUUGAAGUGGCGCCAAAGAUUAGUCCAGACACACCCAAGAAGUACAAGGUGAGAAAGGGUGAAGAUGUCGAAAUAGUGGUGAAAUUCAGCGCGACACCGAAACCGAACGACGAAUGGACAGUGAAUGGCCAUGUGGUUACGAAAUCGAAACGUGUUAUGCCAUUGAUCGAUGAAGAAUCCGCGGUCUUAACUAUCAGAAAGAUCCAAGAAGAAGAUGUUGGUGAUUAUACUCUGAAAUUGGUGAACAAUAUUGGAGAGGCUAGCAUAGAAAUCAACGUCGUCAUCGUUCAGGUACCAAGUGCACCUGGAGCACCAGAACCACUGGAAGUAACUGAGAACAGUGUUACACUUCACUGGAAGAAACCAGAUUCAAAUGGAAACUCGCCUAUUGUCGAGUACAUUCUGGAGCAUCAAGAAAAGACUGAAACUACGUGGACCAAAGUUGCAGAAACGAUAAAGGAAACAACUCACAAAGUAACGAAAUUAACAACGAACAAAGAAUAUACUUUCCGUGUAACAGCUGCAAACGAAGCUGGACCAGGCGAAACAUCCCCAACUUCUCCAUACAUAAAGAUAACAAAACCAUCGGCUGCAGAACCACCAAUUAUCUUAGAACCUCUGAAGAGUGUCGUCGUUGGCCUUGGAGAAACCGUCAGUUUAACUUGCGUCAUUGGUGGAACACCGGCGCCUGAGAUUAUUUGGUUAAGAAAUGGAGAAAUUUUCGAAGAUACCAAUAUCACGUACGAAAACCGUAUGUCCAAAUACACCAUCACGAGGACAACGGAAACUUCAUCGGCAAGCUUCACUGUGAAAGCGAAGAACGACAUAGGAACAGCGGAAACAACGUGCGAGUUGAAGGUGCAAGAACCGCCUAAGAUCACUUACGACGAAACACUGGCAAGCCAAAAUCUUCCCGUGAACGGUCAAUGGAAGAUCGAGAUUCAGACGAGCGGAUUCCCAAAACCGGAAGUAACGUGGUUGAAGAGCAACAAGAAGAUAGUCGACAAACGUGUAUCUAUUGAAACGGUGGAAAAUACAUCUACCAUCUUUAUUUCUUCGCUUAGCAGGGAAGAUAGUGCCACUUACACGGUGAAGGCUGUGAAUGAAGCUGGCAGCUCUUCGGUUGAAUUACAUCUUAGAGUAAUAGAUAAACCUAGCAAGCCUCAAGGACCAGUGGUCUUCAAAGAAAUUAGGCAAGAUCGUGUCACUAUCGAAUGGCGGCCACCGGAAGACGAUGGUGGAAUCGAACUCGAGAAGUACACGAUCGAGAAGUACGAACCUGGCAAGACUUGGACGAAGGUGGUCGAUAUUGAUAAAGAAGUAGAAAGUUUCUGCGUGCACAAAUUGCAACAGAAUGCCGAGUAUAAAUUCAGAAUCAUCGCCAGGAACGCUGUUGGAGCCUCUGAACCUCUGGAAUCGGAAAUAGUCAAAAUGAGGACUUCCUUCGAACCACCUGGACCACCAAGAGGACCUCUGGAAGUAUCAGGAAUGACGAAAACAUCGUUCACAAUAAAAUGGCAGGCUCCAGAAAACGAUGGUGGAACACCAAUAACAGAAUACAUCAUCGAGAUUAAAGAAGAAUCGAAGAAAGCUUGGCAAAAAAUCGGCAGCACAAAGCACGAAACGACACAAUUCGGCGUAUCGAAUCUAAAGACAGAUGUGCCAUACAACUUUAGGAUAACAGCUAAAAACAGCGUUGGAACUGGUCCUCCUUACGUGGCUGAAGAAUCAAUUGCACCAGGCAGACGAAUCACACCACCAUCGAGUCCGCAACAUGUACAAGUGAUAAAUGUUACCAGCAAGAGCGUGACGCUCAGUUGGUCUCCACCAGCCAGCAAUGGAGGAACAGAACUCACAGGAUACAUAAUCGAAAAGAGGCCAUUGAUUGGAAAAGGAGCAAGAUGGACGAAAGUUGUCACCCUGGACGCUAUGACGCUUCAAUAUUGUAUAGAGAAUUUGAAAGAGAGCGAAUUUAUCUUCAGAAUCUUCGCUGAGAACAACAUAGGACUCAGUUUACCUACAAAUUCAGAACCAGUUACCUUGAUGACACAUGCCAAUGUUCCAUCACCACCAACUGCACCAUUGGAAAUCAGGCAAAUUGCAGCAAACACAGUCGUUAUUUCGUGGGGCAGGCCGGAAUCAGAUGGCGGUGCGCCAUUGGAAAGUUACAAAAUUGCUAUUAGGGAUGCAAAGAAGACCAUGUGGAUGGAAGUAGGCAGAGUGAACGCAGAUACACAGAAAUUAAAUAUCAGGGAUCUUCAGGAGAAUCACAUGUACCUAAUCAGGAUCUUUGCCAAAAACGAAGUCGGUCUCAGUGAUCCUCUAGAAUCUGAUGAACCUGUCAAAAUCAUACCAGCUUCCGAAUUAGCCGUAGUGGAGCCAAUCGCAGAAAUGACCGAAAAAGGUGAAACUGCAUCGGUCAGUUUUAGCACAGAGAAUACGAGUUCUUGGCUACGCGAGCACAACAUGGACGCCGACAUCCAUUCAUACGCGAGAGCAAGACUUCUUAGACAAGACGAGUACUUCUUCCGCAUUUGGCAUUACGCUAAGAAACUUUUCGAAUAAGCAUUUCUACGAUUUAACGAUGAAAUGAAAAACGAAGAACGGAAUUCACAUUCUUUCUUCAUUUUAUCGAGGACCAUAACAUAUAAUUUAACGCGUUAGCGAGACAAAGAAAACGAAAUAAUAAUGGACAGAUUUUUUUUAUUAAUUUAAUGCGUUAUAGAGAUAUUUCUGUUCUUUUUCUCUUCUGUCCUUUUUUUUUUCAACGAAAUUUGAGAGAAUCGUAUUUCUAUAAAAAUUAUUUUCCUCUUUCACGAAACUUUUUAUUCUAGCGUCAGAUAUUUGCGACGUUUGAUCUCUUACGUGAACACCGUAUAUACGUAUAAUAUACGAAAAAUUAAUGACACUGUUACAUCGUUCCUCUUUUAGAAUCACGCGUAUAGAGACUAGAUUUAUUUUAAGGAUCGAUAUUGGAUGGGUGUAGAAUCUAGUCAGCAUAGAAUAAUGAUAUUAUUAUUAUUAUUUUCUUUCUCAUCUUUUAACGGACCAAGACUUCCUCACGCAUACUUGGAAUCAAACACAAACGGAAGACAUUUACAUUUCUUCCGAUUCACGAAAUAAUCGCCACGAUUUAAUAACCGUGUAACUGAAAAUUCGUCAAAAAAAAAAAAAAAAUGAAGAAACUUUAUCGGUAAUCUUCAUGAUAUCUAAAUAAGCAUUUUUUAAUUAAUUAAUUUAAAUUUCGUUAAACGUAUUAUCAUUUAAAAUUAAUUAAUUUUAAAUUAAAUUUAUAAUAAACAAUAUCAAUCGAUAUCGUGAACAUUCGGUAUAACGUUUCUUCUUUUUUUUUUUUUUUGAAUUAUUAAAAAUGGUAAAAUAUUAAAAUUUUAUCUUUUAAUCACGCAAAUUGAACAGACGAAUUUUCAGUCGCAUCGAAUUGUAUUUAAAUACGUUGUAUUUAAAAAAAGAACAUCCUGAUUUCCUCGAUAUAUUCCUUUCGGUAAACGAGAAGCUUUAUUAUCAAUCAUUCGACGAGAAAAUUUUAAAUCCCCCCGAGACUCGAUUCGUCGGUGAAUGUGAUAAACGAUCGGAAUCGAUCGAGUACCUUAUGUAAAGAAGCAUAUUUAGAGGUGAUUAAGGAUUAGUUGAACAACCCUCUCUCCACCAAUCCUUUAUUAUCCCUUUUGUUACUUCCCUAUCCAACACCUUUUCUAUUUAUAUUAUGAAUACGAACGGAAAGAAACGUUCGUUUACUCCUACCCGAGUUUGCGAGGAUUACUUUUAGUAUUUAUUCGUAAAUGUAUAAUAUUAUGUUCAAUUGUUACACGUUACCAUUACCGUUAUUAAUUAAUUAAUUAAUUAAUUAAAAUCGUUCGUUAAUGUGAUCGGCAUCAUUGCUGAUGCUCGUACGACUGGUUAUUUGAAGAGACUAGAGAAAACGAGGAAAUGCCACGCGUGGUUGGUGUCGCGAGACGUAACAAAAUAUAGGUGCAAGAACAACAACAACGUUCACCAACUACGUGUCGCAUACUUCGCGUUAUAUUGUAAGAAAUCAUUUUUUUUUUUGCGAAUUAAAUUAUUGCAAACGGUA